GUUGGAUGUGAAAGGCGACGGAGUUGCUGAUGUUAUUGCAGUUGUGUAGGCCGUUUUUCGUAAUGGAUUUAAGUGUGGCGCUGCGGUUUCGUUGUAGAAAGGAGAAAAGAAUUAAAUAAUUCGCAUCUUGUGGAAAUUUGUCGACGCCAAGGGAAAGAUCGUGGAGAAAACAUUCACUUUGCAGGACCGUCAGAGACUUAGCUUGCAUUGUUUGCAAAGCACACUUUCUCGCCUUUCAUUUCUAUUCAGGGGUGGUAUUUUAAAAAUAUUCGCGAGACAUGAGUACUGAGGAAAGAUCCGAUAAUUCUGGUCAUACAGAUGAUAGUGGGUCUGACAGCGAAGAAGAUGUGUCUGGGGAGCAUGUCAUUUCUUCGACGGAGGAAUGUCAACCACCUUACUAUGAGCAUAUUGAAGAGAAUGAGUACUUAUUUGACAGAAAGAAGAAAGUAAACAAGGAAGUACGCAGAAUGCAGUGUGAUUGUACCUUAGAUUCAGAUGAUCCAAGUUCUAGUGGUUGUGGCGAGGACUGCCUCAACAGAUUGUUGAUGAUAGAAUGUAACAGCAGAUGUGCUUGCGGAGAGAUGUGUAGCAACAAACGUUUUCAACAGGGCUGUAAGGUGAAAGUUGAAGUGUUCAAAACAGAGAAGAAAGGCUGGGGAUUAAGGACUCUUGAAGAUCUGGAAUCGAAUCAGUUUGUUAUGGAGUACUGUGGAGAAGUCAUGAACUACAAGGAUUUCCAGGAGAGAGCAGAGCGUUAUGACCGAGAGAACAGAAGACACUACUACUUCAUGACUUUGAGAGCAGACGAGUUAAUUGAUGCCACUUACAAGGGCAACUUGUCUCGGUUUAUCAACCACAGUUGUGACUCAAACUGUGAAACUCAAAAGUGGACUGUCCAUGGCUUGUUGAGAAUUGGAUUUUUUACUCAGAGACCCAUCCCAGCUGGUGCAGAGCUCACGUUUGAUUACAAACUGCAGCGCUAUGGGAAAGUUGCUCAGAUUUGCCAUUGUGAAGCACCAAAUUGUCGUGGAUUUAUUGGAGGAGACAAGCAAACACCUCUGAAGAAUACUGUAGAAAGAAUAGCAACCCCACCUAUCACAAGCUCCCCAAGAAGGAGGCGUAAAAAGCAAACAAGGAACUUGACAAAUGAGUUUGAUGAUAUGACGUUGGAAGAUGAGGUUGAGAAACUUCUGGGGGAGCACAGAGGGUUAGUGCACAGUGACCAGGCCUUGAAGCUGUCAAGGCUGAUGGUACAAGCAGAGACAAUGGAACAGAGGAUAAUGCUGCUGAAAAUCCUUCAGCACACCACAGACCAGUCAUGUUUAAAAGGGUUUCUCAGGUAUCAGGGGCUGUCUUUGCUUUGGAGCUGGAUGGUGGAUGGUGGAGGAAAGAAAACGAAACUUCAAUUAGAGUUGCUAGAAACACUGAAAUGCCUUCCUAUUGCAACAAAGAACCAGCUCGAAGACAGCAAGGUAAUAAAAGUGGUGAGAAAAUGGGCGUCAUCAUUCUGUCCAACUGCCGAAGCGGGGUCCAGCAGUGGACAGGAGUCGCAUGGCAACAGUCCGGCGGAUUCAGAAUGUACGGCAGGAACAGAAGAUAAUGAUGAGGAAAGCCAGCAGCUAUCAAAAUCCAUUGAUGGAGACAAGAAAGCUAUUGGUAUCCCUGUGUCCCUAUUUGAACGGCAAAGCUCUAAUAAGGAUCAAUCAGAUGAUGAAUCUUUGGAUGCAGAAGUGGCCAGUUUUAUUGUUGACAAGACUCUAGACAGCAGGGCCAUGAAGAACAAACUGCUAUCAGAGAACUUUGAGAAGUCUCCCGAUGACCUUUCAGAAGAUGACCUCAAGUUUGAGGACGAGCGAUUGCCCGAAAUCGGCAUCGGGCUGAUGGCGAAUGAGCUGCUGAAAACAUGGAGUUUGCUGAAGGAAGUUUACAGAAUACCGAAGAAAACUGCAACUCCAGCCAAGCAAGACCGUGUUACUGAGUUGUUAGUCGCAGCCAGCCCAGCAGGAAGUGGUGACGGUGAUCAUGCCAGGACUCCUAUUGAGAAUAUCGGUUCUCCAGGAAAAUUAGAUGCCAUCAUGAAGAGUUUGCAGGACUCCCCCAAACCCCUGUAUCCUUCUGAAUCCAGAACUCCGCCCGUUUCUCAAGGAUUUUCUACCUUUAGUGAAGACACUGAAAUGCUGCAAGACUCUUCUAGUGCUACCCCUCCGUCCAAAACUGGCGACUUCAGUGCUUUGGAAUUCGGAGAAGACGUGGAUACUCAAGGGGAUUCAACUCCUGAUAAAGGAGAAGGAGCUCAACCAAGUUCACAGGUGUCGGAUUCUGUUGAAGUUCCUCAUAAACAAGAUUCGAAAUCACAGAACACGAUGCAAACUUUCGGUUAUCAACAGCGCAUGAGCGUCGGUGUGGAGCAUGGGCUGGGCGCUUACAAACAUAAACCCAGCAAAAAGAAAAAGAAGAAAUGGAAUCAACUGCAUAACGUUUUUCAGCAAAAAGGGAGAAAUCCUCAAGGAUCGGUAGAUAAAAACGGAGGGAAUUUUAACAUGAAUCCUCAAACAAACUUAAGACCGCAGCAAGCUGCGGCAACCCAGUGGAGAGGUCAGUCGCAAAACCCACCCGCAAAUUUCCAAGUUGGAAACCAAUUCUUCUGCAGCAGCGGACCAACAGUUGGGCAAGAUCAAGGACCAAGGCCACAAAAUAUAGUUUCAGGAAAUUUUUUGGGAAAUUUCUCUCAACAGCCUCCACCAUUACCAAACUUCAAUGUUCCUCCACCAAAUAUGUCACCUAUGGAAUUUUUUCGCAAAGUUCCACCACCUAAUCUCCGUCAGCAGACUCACCCAAUGAUUCCUCAGCAGCUACAGCCAAGUCCUCUUAUAGCACCACCUCAGCCAGUACCUCCGCCACCCCUUCAAAAUAAUCAAUCGCAGUUCUUUCCACCCAGUCAACCAACCCCUCCCUACUCUCGGCUUCCACCCCCGCCACCUUUCCAAGCCAAUGUAACGACUCCACCACCAACACAGUUUUCACACUCCAACCCUAACCCUAUUCAACAGCAGUUUCCUCAGAGCAUGCAGGCUGGUUUCCCACCACAGCAGAAUCAGUUCCAGUUCAAUACACCCCCGCCAAACCUCGGCAUCACGGCUGCGCAACAGGGGAAUUCGGUUGGAAUUGUUACAGGUUCUCUUCAGCGGCAGAGUGGUCCAAUGGAAAGUGUGUCGCACCCCGAAGUAGGGUCGCUCUCUGUUCAAACUGGAGCCGUGACAACAUCGAUGUCAGAGACCUUUGAAAGCAGAGAGGGCUUUCCUUCAGAUUCAGAGCCUUGCACACCAUCACCUGUGAAACACAAACCACCAGACCAUUUCCCUCCGCAUUGGAAAUCAGCCACCGAUAGCCAAGGCAAAGUCUACUACUAUCAAGCCCUGACAAG
This is a messenger RNA of Stylophora pistillata, 3424 nucleotides long. Its product is annotated as histone-lysine N-methyltransferase SETD2. Gene Ontology annotation, biological process: regulation of DNA-templated transcription. Gene Ontology annotation, cellular component: chromosome; nucleus. Gene Ontology annotation, molecular function: histone H3K36 methyltransferase activity; protein binding. The record is from RefSeq and is a predicted model, not a curated record. Lineage: Eukaryota; Metazoa; Cnidaria; Anthozoa; Scleractinia; Pocilloporidae.